AUGGAGGAGGAGGAGGAAGCCAUGUCGGAUCUCCACAGCUUCGACGUCGUCGCCUCCUACCGCGACGUCCUGCCCCUCGCGAUGGGCUGCCACAUCUCCAUGCCCGGAUACCACAACAACUACCCGAUGAUCGACUACUUCAUCUACCGGACCGGCGCCGGUUGUGGUGGCUGCUCCCGACCGUCUCUGACCCUGCUUCCCCCUCUCGGUGGAACCAUCGCCGAGGUCCGGGACCGGAUCGAGGCCAAGACGAACGGUCUCACGAACCAGCGCCUGCGCAGGAUGCAGUGCCUGGACCUAGGCGUGCUGUGCCGCGGCGGAGAGGGGGAGUUUGAGUUUGCCGUCGCCGAGCUCGAGAUCACCGGGUCCAAGGCGCCACCCAAGCUCCACGUCCUCCUCUCCUCGCCCAAAUCUACUAGGAGAUGGGAGGAGCUGCUCUUCUACUUCGAUGCUGACACGGUCAUCCCCUUCAAGAACUACCUGUGCUGGGUUGACUACUGCUUUGGUAUCUUGUUCUGCGAUGUGUUCGAUGAGAGCCCCAAGCUCGAGUACCUGCAAUUUCCUUCCCAACUCCCCAAAUUUGCUCGUGGAAGCGAAACCCGGACAUGGAUACAGGCCUACCAUGCUGUGGGUGUCACCAAGGGUGAUAUCAUGAAAUUUGUAACCGUCGUCUGUGGCAAGGGCUGGUUUCCUGAAACCAUCGAACCUGACACUCCUGAUUUCACUGUCACCUCCUGGUCUCUUAGGAUAACAGAACGCGAGAACACGAUGGAGUCGGAGCAGGAUGCAAUUCUUAGAUCCAGUGAGCUUUGGGAUCUUGAUGGAUUUGCACAUCUUCCGCGUACCCCGUUGCAAUUCCCUGUCAUCAGCAUGGAUGAGCCCAAUGUCGUGUACUUCAUGUUGGAGCGGGAAGGGUAUGGCAUGCAUAAGAAGGUAUGGCUUGUUGCCAUUGACAUGAGCAACACCACGUUGAAGUCGUCAUCUCUAUACAUGAGUUUUGUAGAACAAGUCGGGGACCUCUCUGGUGAUGAAGCCAAGUAUUUUGCCGAACAAAAACUCCGGUUCUAUGACACCUUUCUUCCUUCCGAGUUCUCCAGGUACCUCAAUCCGCUUGGCACGAGGUUCAGAUGAGAACAUAUAUACCUCGCAAAUACAACUUCCUCGAUAAAGGACAUAAAGAAAUAAUCAGCACAUGAAAAAAAAGGUUCCGUCAGGAGCUGACAGCCCCAGGGCGUUUUUUUCUAAGAACUUCUCACGCAAGUCUUGAAAAUCACCGAACUUCGGUCCCACCCAUACCCAGCGGCAUCGCAACCUGUGUGACAUUAGGCCGAAUCUUAGACCUGUGCUUUGGUGGCUUUAGUAUGGGACGGAUGAGGAUUUUUUUUUAAUUAGACCUGUGUUUUGGUGGCUUUGGUGUGGGACGGACGAGGAUUUUUUUUAACCCCAACCCGAGCCUAAAAAUUUGUUGCCAAGGGAGUCAAACCUAGGAGGCUAGGACCUCAAGGGUUCCACAGGAGUCCCUAACCAUUAGGCUAGAGACCAUUCCACCAAUUAUUAGCACGUUUCUGCAAAAAUGUAUGUCACUGUUGGAGUUCAAAGAAUCCUUGGCCUUCAUCUGUCUUUGGACUCAUUACUUUCUGGAAAAGAGCUUUGCAGAUUGUGCUUCGGCCUUCGGUCUUGUAAGCCUUGUGGAUUAUCGUUUUAUGCAAUAUGCGAACUGUGAGUUCACAGUUAUUCUUUGUUGUAGCUCUAGUGUCCUAAUGUACAUACGGGUUGGAGGUUUAUCAGUGUUUGUCCUAAAAUCACUAAUGUAGGACCUAUUGUUUGAAAGGAACAUUGUAGAACUACAUGUUUAAUUAAUAUGUAACAUAUCUUCAGUGAGCUAA
Molecule: messenger RNA, 1886 nt
Organism: Brachypodium distachyon (stiff brome)
Lineage: Eukaryota; Viridiplantae; Streptophyta; Magnoliopsida; Poales; Poaceae
Exons: 3
Coding region: 1-1131 (376 amino acids)
Source: RefSeq, a predicted model, not a curated record